Emiliania huxleyi CCMP1516 is the source of this 243-nucleotide messenger RNA. RefSeq lists its product as hypothetical. Bases 1 to 243 code for a protein of 80 amino acids. The record is from RefSeq and is a predicted model, not a curated record. NCBI's taxonomy places the organism in Eukaryota, Haptophyta, Isochrysidales, Noelaerhabdaceae. The transcript has 2 exons.
AUGGCCUCCCACCGCAUCGGCGCGCGCGUCGCGGGCCUCUCGCCAGCGCAGCUGUGCGCCAUCAUCGAGGCGCAGGCGGGCGCGAGCGACGCCGCGCUGCGCGUGGCGGAGGAGCACGCCGCUCGGCUCGUGGAGCAGCCCGAGUGGGUGCUCUCCGAGGUCCUCCUCUCGCCGGACCUCGCCCCGCACAUCCUCGCCCAGCUGCCGACCAAGGAGCACGCCGCCAAGGGGACGAGACGCUGA